Molecule: messenger RNA, 2095 nt
Organism: Cydia pomonella (codling moth)
Lineage: Eukaryota; Metazoa; Arthropoda; Insecta; Lepidoptera; Tortricidae
Product: esterase FE4-like
Exons: 1
Coding region: 876-1889 (337 amino acids)
Source: RefSeq, a predicted model, not a curated record
UAGAUGCUGUUUUAAAUUUAAAUAACCGUCAGCCGGUUGUAUCGCAGUGGAAAGACCGCCAGCUGUGAAAUGAACAUGUAAAAAAUACGCGCCUUACCACUUUUUGUCCGCAUAGUAUGCGUAAUAUGUAUAUUGCGUAAUCCGUUUAUAGCGCUUCAGGCGUUUCACCUAAUGAAAAGCUACAUUCAAAGUUUCAUGAUUUGUUAUUGCUAUCAUAAAAAGGUAAUGCGCUUAUUUUGUACAUGUUCAUGCGACCAGCUGACGCUCUUACCACCGCUAUAUAACCGGCUGACAGUGUUUUAAAAUAACAAUAGCAUCUGAACUAUCAUAGAACAAAGUAUCAAACGGGAGGCGAUUACAUUUUUUUUACGUGUUUCGGUGGCUUCCAUUCCUCAACCCACCAACGGAGCGGUAGCUGACGUCGACGAUGGUUCAUCAUAUGUAAGUGGUUAACUGCUAUGUAGCAGUUCACCACUAUACAAGUUUUCGCCCGAGAGGCGAUUGGUCAUGUUAAUUUGUUCCUGGCUCGCGGUCUAUGUGUUGCACAACAUUCUGUUAAAAUAACUUCAGAUAAUAUUUGAUAUUAUCAUAUCAGAUUUUGUUCUAAUAAAAUAAAUUAAAAAAUAUUGUUAUAGGCUUCUUUGCCUCAUCCAAAAUUUGAUGAAAUCUUUGAGGCAUACGACGACUCGGCACUCUGUCCCCAACUAAACGACAACACUAACACUAUAACUGGGACUUUGGACUGCCUCCACCUCAACGUGUUCACACCCAACUCUGCUACGUCCCUGAACCUCCUCCCAGUCUUGAUCUACAUUCAUGGAGGUUAUCUGCAAAGAGGCGCAUUUGGCCGAGGAACUUAUGGACCAAAAUUUCUCAUGCAACACGAUAUCGUGUUGGUAACAAUCAAUUAUAGAUUAGGACCUUAUGGCUUCAUGUGUUUAAGUACUCCGGAGAUCCCAGGAAAUCAGGGACUAAAAGAUCAACUGAAAGCUUUGAGAUGGAUUAAAGAUAACAUUGAAGCCUUUGGCGGGGAUCCUAGUCAAGUAACUAUAACGGGACAAAGCGCAGGUGCUGCUGCUAUAGACUUCCAUUUAAUGUAUCCAGGAGAAAGAUUGUUUAAUAAGGUUAUACUGCAGAGUGGUGUAGCAUUAACUCCCGAAAGAAUGAUUGAAUUGGACAAUGAGACACCUAUAAGGCUAGCUGAAUAUUUCGAAUUUAAAACUAGUGAUUUGAAUGACGCCUUAACAUUUCUAGCUACUAAAGAUACUAAUUCAAUAAUAGAAGCGACACUGGAACUUGGCAUUGGUUUUAGAGCGUGUGUGGAGAAAGAAUUUGAAGGUGUGGAAAGAUUCAUACCACAGCACCCAGCCACCGCCGACCGGCCGAAUGUGAAAAAUAUCCCAGUAUUAUUAGGAUCAGUUGACAAAGAAUUCUUGGCCUCGUAUGCCGACAAGAAAUCAGAUUUUUUUCAUAACCUCACCAUAUUUAGAGACUCAUUAAAUAAUGUGUUUGAUUUCGGUGACGAUUUGGAGGUAGUACAUCGAAACUUGAGAAACUUUUACGUGGGUGAUCACGUUAUGAGAGAUGAGGACAAAUGGAAAGUGAUAGAUUUCAUGUCUGAUUUUUCAUAUGUUCAUCCUAUUCAACGAGCUAUGAGGAAGUACAGGCAGAACGAAGCGAGUAACAUAUACUUUUAUGUUUUUAACUAUGAUGGUGGUAGAAAUCUUGUGAAGUACAGGGACAACGUGCACGCGCCGGGAGCCACUCAUGCCGAUGAGUUGGGGUAUUUGUUCGACGUCUCUUUUAUUACCGAGGAGCCAUCGCCAGGAGAUCAGGCUGUUAUAGACAGAAUGACAACGAUGUGGACUAACUUUGUCAAAUAUGGGUAAGAAAAUUUGUUAAGUAAAUAUAAAUUUUAAUGACGCCUAAAAGAAAACCGUGAAAGUAAUUCAUACCAAAUACAGUCUAUUCGCAAUACAAGUAUAUACAGGGUGUUUUCAGUCACCUUCAAUAAUUUUCUUUUACUGUGGUUUAUCACCAUGAAAUUGUGAAAAAAAAAUUGGCUGAUGUUGAUAUUUUGUAUGGGAGUGUAUUU